AUGUCUCAACCUCAAGAAGGCUCUUCUUCUUCCACAGAAUUGUUGUGCUCCUCCUCCGGUUCACCUCUCUUAUUGCAACAUGAAAAGAUUAUUAUUAUUGAUUUCGGAUCACAGUAUACUCAACUCAUUGCAAGAAAAAUUCGUGAAUUGAAUGUUUAUUCGGAAAUUUAUCCUUUUGAUAAAUUGGAAAGUCAUGUCAAGUCGGAAAAGAAGAAUUUGGAUGCGUUUUUUGAGAAAGUGAGAGGAGUGAUUUUGUCGGGAUCUCAUCAUUCAGUAGAUGAUGAAAAUUCUCCACGGGUUUAUGAACAAGUUUGGAAAUAUAUUGAAGAAAGAUCUGUGCCAGUAUUGGGAAUUUGUUUUGGUGCUCAAUUGUUGGCUUAUUUACACGGAGAGAAGGUUGUUUCUGCAGUGGUCAGAGAAUAUGGACGUGCUCACUUACAUGUCACUGAUCCUGAAUGUGAAUUAUUUAAAGGACAUGAAUGGAGUGACAAAAUCGAUCAAUCACAAAUUUGGAUGUCCCAUGGUGACACCAUUUUCAUUGAAAAUGAGCCAUCUUCAUCACAAUUACAAGUCGUUGCUAAAACCAGCUCCAUUCCAGUGGCUGCAUUCAAAAUCAAGUCCAAGAAUAUGUUCGGAGUUCAAUUCCACCCGGAGGUUCAUCACUCUGUCUAUGGCAGUGUCAUUUUACGAAACUUUUUAGUGAAUGCUUGUGGAUGCAAACUUGAGUGGACAUCUGCUCAUUUCAUUGAUGAAUCUGUUCAAAAUUUGAAAUCAAUCAUUGGUGACAGUGAUCAUGUCGUGAUGGCAUUGAGUGGAGGUGUUGAUUCGACAGUAGCAGCUGUCUUAUUGAAUGAAUUCGAACAAGUUUUACAAACUUAUAAGGAGAAUUUACAUCUCAAUGUAAAAGGUGUUGAUGCUUCCAAAGUAUUCUAUGAAGCUUUGAAGGAUGUCACAGAUCCAGAGAAAAAACGAAAAAUUAUUGGAGGCAAAUUUAUUGAAGUAUUUGAGAAAGAAGCUCAUCAAAUUAGUGGUGUGAAAUAUUUGGGCCAAGGAACCAUUUAUCCUGAUGUGGUUGAAUCCAUUGGAGGAUCCACGAUUAAGAGUCAUCAUAAUGUGGGAGGUCUACCUGAAAAGAUGAAUAUUAAGGUGGUGGAACCAUUGAGAUUGUUAUUUAAAGAUGAAGUUCGUAGAGUUGGAAAAGAACUCGGCAUUCCUGAAUCUAUUCUUAAUCGACAUCCUUUUCCUGGCCCAGGACUUGCCAUUCGAAUUUUAGGAGACAUUACUGCUGAAAAGGUGGCUCUUUUGCAAAAAGUGGACCAUAUUUAUAUCACUGCAUUGAAAGAUGAAGGAUUGUAUGAUCAAAUUUGGCAAGCUGGAGCAAUUCUGCUUCCUGUUCAAAGUGUCGGUGUUCAAGGUGACAGUAGAACCUACGAAAAAGUGGUCGCUUUGAGAGCAGUGACUUCUGUGGAUGGAAUGACUGCUGAUAUUUUCCACUUUCCGUCAUGGAAAUUCCUUGGUAAAGUGUCCAACAAAAUUAUUAACGAGGUGAGAGGAGUGAACCGAGUUGUGUACGAUAUUAGUACCAAGCCUCCGUCAACUAUUGAAUGGGAAUAG
This is a messenger RNA of Naegleria fowleri, 1614 nucleotides long. RefSeq lists its product as uncharacterized. Gene Ontology annotation, molecular function: ATP binding; GMP synthase (glutamine-hydrolyzing) activity; GMP synthase activity. The coding region runs from base 1 to 1614 and encodes 537 amino acids. The transcript has 3 exons. NCBI's taxonomy places the organism in Eukaryota, Heterolobosea, Eutetramitea, Acrasida, Naegleriidae. The record is from RefSeq and is a predicted model, not a curated record. Gene Ontology annotation, cellular component: cytosol. Gene Ontology annotation, biological process: GMP biosynthetic process.